AGUUCCAUUGGUCUAGGCUGUCCCGGCGUUUCGUCUCCCCAACUAAGUUUUGUUGGUCAACGGCUCCACUCACAAUUCAUCUGGGUCUUCUUCCUUACUUUUCUCUCUUAGACUGUUCUGCGAUUCGUUUGUUCGCCUUUUUAUGCCACCAACCAACCUUUUUCUCUCUGUCCAAACACUAUCCUUCACUAUACAUGUUUAUCUUCAUUUUCUCUUUGCCACCUUGCUUGUGUGGUAGAAAUUGACGUAUGAGUGUUUCUUCUUUCUUCUGGGUUUGAUCAAGAUCAGCAGAGUGACUGAAACAGAGAGAGAAAGAGAGAGAAAAUGUUGUCGGGGAUUAGAAUUUUGGGGAUUAUACUACUCACUGCAGGAUUUCUUGAGUUAAAAUACUACCCAGUUCAAGGCCAACCAUAUAGGAUUCUACUGGACACAGAUGUUGAUACAGAUGAUUUCUUUGCUCUCUUGUACCUCCUCAAGCUUAACAGAUCAGAAUUUGAGUUGCAGGCGGUCACUAUCAGCACGAAUGCAUGGACUGAUGCCGGACACGCUGUUAAUCAAUUAUACGACAUGCUUUACAUGAUGGGCCGAGACGAUAUUGCAGUUGGAGUGGGAGGUGAAGGUGGGAUAAAAGCAGAUGGUAAAAUUCUAAGAAAUGUCGGUGGAUAUCUUCCUAUAAUUGAACAGGGGAUGACGACAGCCGGAGGCUGUAGAUACAGGCAAGCAAUUCCCGUAGGUCUCGGAGGACGAUUAGAUGUUGAUACGAACUAUGGCCUUCGAAAAGCAUUCCUUCCACAGGGUAGCAGGAGAUACUCUCCUCUCCGACCUACUGCACAACAAGUGAUGAUUGACACAGUAUCAGCUGAUCCGGUAACUGUCUUGCUCACUGGAGCUCACACAAAUUUCGCCAUUUUCCUAAUGAGUAAUCCACAAUUAAAGAAGAAUGUUAAGCAUAUAUACAUUAUGGGAGGCGGUGUGAGGUCUAAAAAUCCAACUGGCUGUUGCCCUCCAAAUGCCACCAGUUCUUGCCAGCCUAGACAGUGUGGUGACCAUGGCAAUCUCUUCACAGACUAUAAGAGUAAUCCUUAUGCAGAGUUCAACUUCUUCGGUGAUCCUUUUGCUUCUUACCAGGUUUUCCAUUCUGGGAUUCCCAUCACGCUUGUUCCCCUCGAUGCAACGAAUACAAUCCCGAUAAAUGCUAAGUUCUUCAAGGAAUUCGAGCAGAACCAGUAUACAUAUGAGGCACAAUACUGCUUUCAGUCAUUGAAAAUGGCACGGGACACUUGGUUUGAUGACCAUUUCUAUACAAGCUACUUCAUGUGGGAUUCUUUCACAUCUGGUGUAGCAGUCUCAAUCAUGCGUAAUUCGGGUUAUAAGAGUAAUGGGGAAAAUGAAUUUGCUGAAAUGGAAUUCAUGAAUAUAACUGUAGUUACUUCAAAUGAGCCUUACGGAAUCUCAAAUGGCUCAAACCUGUUCUUUGAUGGCCGUAAAGUUCCAAAGUUCAACUUAAAAAAAGGAGGAGUUCAUAGUGGUCAUGUACAAAAAGGGCUAAGAGAUCCAUUUUGCAUUGUGGAGAAUGGGAAAGGGAGAUGCAAGGAUGGUUUUACGGAAGAGGUAGAUGGUCUGGAGGGGGUACGUGUUCUUGUUGCAACAAAAGCAAAACCCAACAAGGAUAUUGAAAGUGAGCUUGAUAGAGAAUUUUUCAAAAGCUUCUUAGAUAUUCUAAAUCUCCCUCAACAAGCUGGAAGGUUUAAUCUGUCAACACAGUUUCCUUACUACAAAGAAGUGUUCCACAAAGCAAAUUUCGGAACGAGAAUUCCGGGGAAACCUUUCAUAUUCGACAUGGAUAUGAGUGUUGGAGAUUUCCUAGCACUGUUCUAUCUCCUGAAAGUGCCAGUUGAAGUAAUUGACCUUCAGGCAAUAUUAGUGACUCCGACCGGAUGGGCUAAUCCUGCUACAAUAGAUGUAAUCUACGAUUUGCUGCAUAUGAUGGGUCGCGACGACAUCCCUGUUGGUCUCGGAGAAAUGUUCGCGAUGCAACAAUCUGACUCAGAUUUCCCAGGUGUUGGAAACUGCAAGUACCUUAAGGCCAUCCCACAAGGGAGUGGUGGACUUCUGGACUCAGACACUCUUUACGGGCUGGCUCGUGACUUGCCAAGAAGUCCUAGAAGGUAUACUGCGGAAAACUCUGUGAAGUUUGGUGCUCCUCGGGAUACUGAUCACCCGGAACUCAGGCAACCUUUAGCAAUGGAAAUUUGGGAUUCUGUUGUGGGAAAUAUGAAUCAAGGAUCUAAGAUUUCAAUACUGACCAAUGGACCCUUGACUAAUUUAGCAAGGAUCAUUUUGGAUAGGACAAAUUUGACCUCUCUAAUUCAGGUAAUGAAGAAUAUAAUUAUAUCUUACAGUUCCAGAAAAUGAAGGCUAACCAGAUAUAU
Carica papaya (papaya) is the source of this 2432-nucleotide messenger RNA. The record is from RefSeq and is a predicted model, not a curated record. NCBI's taxonomy places the organism in Eukaryota, Viridiplantae, Streptophyta, Magnoliopsida, Brassicales, Caricaceae.